This is a messenger RNA of Ixodes scapularis (black-legged tick), 1218 nucleotides long. RefSeq lists its product as uncharacterized. The record is from RefSeq and is a predicted model, not a curated record. The coding region runs from base 1 to 1218 and encodes 405 amino acids. Lineage: Eukaryota; Metazoa; Arthropoda; Arachnida; Ixodida; Ixodidae. Gene Ontology annotation, molecular function: metallopeptidase activity. The transcript has 13 exons.
AUGGGUGUUGGCAUGGAGAUUUUGAGAAACAUCGUAGGAAACAUAAUGGCGGGAAAGCAUAGAAGCACCGCGUUAAAUCCGAAGAUAUCCCUACCCAAAGUGGCUAUGCUGGUACGGAAAAAUCCAGGCAUAUACCUUUCGUCGCUAUGGAGUUCUCGACCGCCGCCGCUGCUGCUGCUGCUGUUAAUUUUUCUCCCGAGGAUUCCAAACGCAAAUAUGUGCCACAGCCACACGCAACCAGUACCUACGAAGCCCCCCUCAGUUCCUUCGCGGACACGCUACGUUAACGUAUUUCUCUUGUCGGAUCACUCGCACUGCAACUUGUUUAAGACUAUCGGAGAUCAGCGCCUUUACAUGACGGUUCUGCUGAAUGGAGUGAGAGCAACUUACAGCGGACUGCCACACGAUCUGAGAUUCGUUUUGAGGCUGGUUGGAAUCAGCUGCCUAAGUGAGUCUGAACAGAAGAGGAUAUAUCAAACCAGCAUCGAUGCACAUGGCAGGUUGGAUGGAAAUAGUGCUCUGUGGGGUUUAAAGGAUUAUGCAAUGCAAAACCAGACGCAGUUUCGAAAUGCUACGGUCAUCGUUAUGCUAACGUCGUACUACUUCCAGGAUCAGUCUCAAACUGGGUACUCCUUCCUUGGUGGAUUAUGCAGCAGAGAUCAAGUAGCUCUCGUCAGCGACGUACACGCACUCUACCGCUGUGGAUUAGACGUUUCGGAGCACAUCCUGAGAGUAAUGGCCGUGGAUUUGGAGGAGGAUGUGCUUAAGAAAUGCGCAGAAAAUAGAACCGUACUACCCCAAUGCGGUUUGGAUAUGCUCAACGCUUCGCUUGCCCGCGUGCCCCAAGAGUGCUUUCGACCAAGAGGACAGGAGGUUCCCCAAGUCACGAGCUUGCCUGGCGACAUCGUCGAUUUGUCGGAACUCUGUAGAUCAAUAUAUUUCUUCGAAAAUGUGAUCGAACACUGUUUCCGAGAAGAGGACACUGGGACGCACCGCUUCUAUCCAGUGUACGAUUGCGAGUUAACCUGCUGCCUCGAGGACAACACUCUGCAGCAAGCAUUGUAUAAAACUUCAGCAAUACAAGGUCUUCGAUGCGGCGUCGAAAAUAAGUUUUGCGUCAACGGCGUUUGUUAUAACCGUCAAGAUUGGAUCCACGAGCACCUUCCUAAUGGUUCCCUCGACAUCCACCCGUACGUUCCGCCCGAGAACCCGUUUUAA